Molecule: messenger RNA, 1689 nt
Organism: Canariomyces notabilis
Lineage: Eukaryota; Fungi; Ascomycota; Sordariomycetes; Sordariales; Chaetomiaceae
Product: ENTH-domain-containing protein
Exons: 4
Coding region: 1-1689 (562 amino acids)
Biological process (GO): endocytosis; actin filament organization
Cellular component (GO): endosome; plasma membrane; clathrin vesicle coat
Molecular function (GO): clathrin binding; phospholipid binding
Source: RefSeq, a predicted model, not a curated record
AUGUCAAAGGUCAUUCGGAGCGUCAAGAAUGUCACCAAGGGCUAUUCCAGCGUCCAGGUCAAGGUGCGCGAAGCGACCAGCAAUGACCCAUGGGGCCCAACGGGGACCCAGAUGAGCGAGAUCGCUCAGUUGACGUUCAACUCGUCUACCGAAUUCUACGAGAUCAUGGACAUGCUCGAUAAGCGGCUCAACGACAAGGGCAAGAACUGGCGACACGUCCUGAAAGCGCUGAAGGUUAUGGAUUAUUGCUUGCACGAGGGGUCGGAGCUCGUUGUGACAUGGGCCAAGCAGAACAUAUUCGUCAUCAAGACGCUGCGCGAGUUCCAAUACAUUGAUGAAGACGGCAGGGAUGUUGGCCAGAACGUUCGUGUCGCCGCCAAAGAGCUGACCUCGCUGAUCCUUGACGAUGAAAGAUUGCGGGCUGAGCGGGUUGAUAGGAGGUCAUGGAAAUCCCGUGUCAACGGCCUGGAAGAGAAUGCGUCUCAGCACAGCCAGCCUCAGCCCCGGCGGGGGCCCCGGCCGUACACUGAAGAGGAGGAUGCCGAGAUCAGACUGGCAAUCGAGGCUAGCAAACAUCAGGAAGAGGAGGAUAGGAAAAAGCGUGAGAGUCGGGCUGCCGAAGAGGAGGACGACGAUCUCGCAAAGGCUAUCAAGCUAAGUAAAGAGGAGGAGGAGCGUCGCCGGCGUGAGCUCGAGGAGACCAACGCGUCUUCUCUUUUCGACGAUGCACCGGCGCAGACGCCCCAGGCUCAGUACACGGGGUUUAAUCAGGGGUACCAGCAAGGGAGCGCAGUGGAUUUCUUCGCGAACCCAAUCGACCAGAACAUGAUGCAGAUGCAGCCCACAGGCUAUGUGAACAAUGCAUACACAGGAUUCCAGACACAGCCUACCGGGUACCCCAAUGGUUUCGCAAACGGAUUUGGCCAGCAGCAGAACGCUUUCGACCCUUAUGGCCAGCAGCAGCAGAUGACGCAGCAGGCCUUUCAACCUCAACCCACAGGCUUCAACCCCUAUCUGCAGCAGCCACAGCAAGCGCAACUGCAGCAGCAGUAUCUUCAACCACAAAUUCAGGAACCAACGCUCCAGCCGGGCACCAACAAUCCUUGGGCCAGCAACAACAACAGCCUGCAGAGCCUUAAGCCCAUGCCCACCGGUUCGAAUAACCCGUUCGCACAGCGGCCCUCAACAGGAUACAAGGCGCAAUCAAUGACCAGCCUCGGCACGCUCCCGGAGCAAAAGACGCUUAAUACUUUCCAGCAGAACCAGCCUUCCUUUGGCAUGCAUCAGCAACAGCAGCAACAACCCCAGUUCCAACCUCAGCAGCAGCAACAGCAACGGCCUCAAAAGGAGAUGACCGAGCACGAGGCGAGGUUGAACGCGCUGCUGGCCGGCGGCGACGGCAUGGACACGUUUGGCAACACGGGCCAGCUCCGCAUCCCCGCGCAACACACGGCUCCCGGGGUGUUUGUCAACAGCGCUGGCUCCGGUCUUGGCAGGCUCACAACUGACGCGACUGGGAAUAACCCCUUCUUGAGGCAACAGUUUACGGGCAUGCCGGCUGUUUCCUACGGCCAACAACAGAACGGAUUCGGUGGGGGCUCUACGAAUAAUCCGUUUGCUGCGGCUGGCGGAAGGAGUCAGCAAAGCCAGCAGCAGCAGCAGCAGCAGGGUGAUUUGAUUCAGUUUUAG